AUGGAAUUGUUUGACUGCAGCCCCCAGAAAUAUGCAUCGUUCCCCCACUGGCUUCGGCGCCAGCUAUUCGAAUCACCCCGACCAGUAUCCGAUGUCGACUUGACAGGAAAGGUAGCAAUCGUUACUGGGGCCAACCAGGGCAUCGGUUUCGAGGUUGCCGAUCAACUCCUCGCUCUAAAGAUCACCAAGCUCAUUAUAGGCGCUCGGAAUGAGGAUAAGGGAAAAUCUGCGGCAAAGACACUGGAGGCCAAGCACAAGUUAUCGCCCGGCUCAAUCGAGGUGUGGAAGCUGGACAUGCUAGAUUAUGCCACGAUCACAAAGUUCGGUGAGCGGGCAAGCCAGCUCGAAAACCUCGACAUUGCAGUACUCAACGCUGGAAUUUUCAGGAAGGAGAUGAUCAUCAACGAGUUAACAGGCCACGAGGAAGAUAUCCAGACCAACUAUCUAUCCACUGUGUUACUAACACUCCUCCUUCUACCUACCCUCGAAUCCAAGAAGCGGGCGUCCAAUCUCCCGGGGCGAUUGACCAUUGUUUCCUCCGAUAUGUCUGGCAUGACUAAGUUCGUUGAGCAGGAUGGAGACCCGCUGCUGGCUACCCUUGAUAAGCGAGAUGCCUACAAGUGGGAUGCGUUUGAACGUUACGGCACUUCUAAGCUACUGGGCCAGCUUUUACUGGCCGAAUUGGCAAAACACGUCUCGCCAUCGGCCGUGAUAAUCAACGCGGCCAACCCCGGCCUUUGUCACGGCUCAGGCCUAAGCAGGGAUGUCGAAGGGGAAGGGAUGGCAUAUAGGGCUGCUAUGGCUCUCUACUUUGGUCUCUUGGGCCGCAAGUCCGCCGUCGGUGCCCACGUGGUGAUGAAUGCCGCCGUCAAGCAAGGGGAGAAGUCGCAUGGCCAAGCCAUUGACGGCAACAAGAUCAGACCGAUGGGGCCAUUUGUCUACUCGCCCAAAUCAGAAGAGGUCACUCGCCGGCUAUGGAAGGAGACAAUGCAGGAGCUCUCAUUUGCUAACGUAAAAAUCGAUGGGGGAAUCUAG
Clonostachys byssicola is the source of this 1035-nucleotide messenger RNA. The record is from the annotation of a GenBank genome assembly. NCBI's taxonomy places the organism in Eukaryota, Fungi, Ascomycota, Sordariomycetes, Hypocreales, Bionectriaceae.